AUGGUGUCUCAAAUGCCUGGAAUUAUAGCUUACAUGACAAUACAUUUACAAAAAAACUUGGUUUAAUUGUAAAAUUAUAGUUUUUCAGAAUAGGAUUUAAUUUUAUAGAAAUGGAUUUUUUCUUAUUUUCAUUCUGAUAGAUUUAGAAAUAUUAAAGUUUAUUCAUAAUUUAUUCUUCCAAAUUAUAUAUUGAAAAACUUUCUUAAUAAAAAAAACUAAAGUUUUUCUAUAUUUGAAUGA
Paramecium pentaurelia is the source of this 240-nucleotide messenger RNA. Lineage: Eukaryota; Ciliophora; Oligohymenophorea; Peniculida; Parameciidae. The record is from the annotation of a GenBank genome assembly.